AUGGUGAGUCGCUCCAACGAGCACACGCGGAAGGCCAAGAGCCCGCAGGACGAGGCGCAGUCCUGGAAGGGCGAGGCGAAGACCGCCUGGAAGCAGGAGACGCACUGGCGCCAGGAAGCGGGGAAGAAUUUGACCGCGGCGCAGAGCGCGCUCACGAGAGAGAGGGUGAAGCUGCGCAAGAAUUUGGUGCGCUCGAAGGCUUUUGGUCGUGCCAAGGCUGCUGUUCGGGUUCCCGCAGAGAUGGACUUCUUCCGCGGGGAGGUCGGGGAGCCCUGGGCGCCCUGCAUCUUCGAUGACGGCGACCUCGCAGAUCAGCGGCCUCGCGUCCUCAAGGCCUUCCUUGACCCCACGCAGGCUGAGGACAUGACCUACGUGCGCCGGGGGGCCGCGAAGUUCGCGCGCGGCCAAGCGAGGCGGCUGGCGAAGUCGAAGCGUCGGGGCCAGCCAGGUUUCCUGAGAUUGGCUGUCAGGGUUUGUUGGUGUUUCCCAGAGGAGCGAAUCCUGCGCGCCGGUCGGCCCCGCGCUUCGUCGUUGCCCAGGUUUGGCGGCGACAACGAAUACAAUGCCAGCGCUGAACCAAAUAGCGAGGAGUGGGGGUUCGCGGCGACGUCAUCCGAUGCUGCAAAGCGGACCACUGCCAUCUUGGUGGACAUGAUUCGGGCCGCCUUCCCUAAGGGUAUGUCCGAGAGCAACUUAGGGGCCUUGCUCGAGCGGUGCAGCGUCGCCCUGAACACACAGCACACGUUCUUCUUCAGGCCCGCUGGCAAGGACUCGAUCGUUGAGAAGCUGCCCCUCAUGAGCAGUUACAUAACGGCCGAGGCGGGCAAGAUCUUGAUGCGGCACCUCAAGCACAAAAAGCGCCGCGACCAGGAGGAGCACGACAGGCCCCUCGCCUUCGAGAAGAAAGAUAUGCUCAAGCUCAUGGCCGAUGCGCGCGACGCUGCGGGCGCGCACGGCGAUGGCGGGGAUGGCGCCGCCGCCGCCGCCGCCGCGGGCGGCGCGCCAGCUGGCGCCGCGGCGCCGCGGGACGACGACUUGUUCGGCCGCCGCGGCGGCGCCGACGUCGCGGGCGAGGAGGACGCGUUCGGCUUCGGCGGCGGCGUGGACGCGACCGAGCCGACGCCGCCCAAAGGACUGACGGCGGCGCGGAACGCCCGCGUGGAGCAGCUCAUCAAGUCCGAGACCAACAAGGGCAUGAUUGUGCCGUGGCAGGCGGGCGCUGCCUCGGGGUCGAGCGGCGGCGCGAGCGCGCCGAAUGGCGAGGCGGCGCCCGCCGACGCCGCGCCCGAGGUGCAGCACCCGAUCGUCGGUUGCCACGGCGCUCUCCCUGAGGAGGACCAUCGCGAGCAGAUGGCGAUCUUCCACGGCCUCGCCAAGGCCUACCACGGCGCGCACGAAGACCUGGUCACCCCGCCCAGGAAGACCAGGAAGACGGGCUUGGCGCACGGCGGGCCGCUCUCGCCCGUCGACCUCCAGGAGCAGCAGGCGAUAUUUGCGUCGAUCGCGUCGCAGGCGCAUGGGGAAACCAUCGCGAUUGACGACGGAGACGUCGACUGGGACGCAGAGAUGGAGGCCAUGCUCGAGGCCGAUCAGCCCGGUGGCGAUGCCGAACAGCUUGGUGGUGGCGCGGCCGAGCAGCCUGAUAGCGAUGCCGACUGA
Messenger RNA from Prorocentrum cordatum, 1659 nucleotides. The record is from the annotation of a GenBank genome assembly. NCBI's taxonomy places the organism in Eukaryota, Dinophyceae, Prorocentrales, Prorocentraceae.